AGACAACCGAAGCACUGGCCAGCACCAUGGACUUCACCCCCACCAUCCUCCAGUGGUUUGACGUCCCCUACCCCGACUACACCCUCAACGGCCUCAAGGUCAGCCUGACCGGGCGCUCGCUGCUGCCUCUGACGUCAUCACACCAGGGGGCGGCCCAGAACUUUACCUGGACCUACAGUAGUCAUGACCUACACGAGGUCAGCUUUGUCCUUCCCUCAUGGUGUCAUUUUACCAGAACAAUUAAUCGUUGACCCUAUCCAUACACCCCGAUGUCAU
Aplysia californica (California sea hare) is the source of this 276-nucleotide messenger RNA. RefSeq names its product N-sulphoglucosamine sulphohydrolase-like. The record is from RefSeq and is a predicted model, not a curated record. NCBI's taxonomy places the organism in Eukaryota, Metazoa, Mollusca, Gastropoda, Aplysiida, Aplysiidae. Gene Ontology annotation, biological process: heparan sulfate proteoglycan catabolic process; glycosaminoglycan catabolic process. Gene Ontology annotation, molecular function: N-sulfoglucosamine sulfohydrolase activity.